This is a messenger RNA of Cryptomeria japonica (Japanese cedar), 3159 nucleotides long. Its product is annotated as receptor like protein 23-like. NCBI's taxonomy places the organism in Eukaryota, Viridiplantae, Streptophyta, Pinopsida, Cupressales, Cupressaceae. The coding region runs from base 1 to 3159 and encodes 1052 amino acids. The record is from RefSeq and is a predicted model, not a curated record. Gene Ontology annotation, molecular function: protein binding. The transcript has 3 exons.
AUGGACUCUGGCGAUGCUGGGCAUGAACGCUCUUCUGGUCAAAAAAGUCAUCAGACAUGCAACAUCCCCGUCGAAUGCUUGAGUAGAUUUCGUCACAAAGCCAAUGAUGAUUUGGAACUUCGCAUUGAUGGUGAUGUUAUUUGUCCGACGCUUGUGUUGUCGGUCCAUUCGGAGACAUCGACGACCGUCCGACUACGAAGUGUCGUCGCACGUACAGCAUCCUCGUCGGAUGUUUGUGUGGUUUGUGUCGGAAGUGUGACGACUCCAGAACAUUUCACCGACGAGAAUGUUAUAUGUCUGCCGAUUUCAUUGGAAGAAUUGCAGAUUGCACAUAGGAAUGCAAUGGAUCUACUUCCGUUUAAGAUAUCUGUGGGUUCUGGAUAUUUGUUGAUAUGGGUAAUAAUUCUGCAUUCUCAUUUCCCAUUUUCAACAGGGUGUUUACAACAUGAAAGAAGUUACUUGUUGGAUUUCAAGGCUGGUUUAAAUCUUUCCUCAGGUCGGCUAUCCUCUUGGCGGGGAUUGAACUGUUGCGAGUGGGAGGGUGUUGCCUGUGAUUACCAUACAUCCCAUGUCGUCCGCCUUGAUUUAAGUAAUGACCCUUGGGGAAGUGAUUGGUACAAACAGCAGUUGAGUGGGGAGCUUCGUCCAUCGCUGUUUAAUCUGCAACAUCUACAGCACUUGGAUCUGAGUGGGAAUAGCUUUAGUGGUCUUUCUAUCCCUCCACAGCUGUCACAAUUGGAGAGACUGACAUUUCUUAGGUUGUCAGAUGCUGGGUUUUUGGGUCAAGUUCCUCUGGAGUUGGGAAAUAUGUCAAGCUUGCGUCAUUUGGAUAUUUCAAAUAAUUACGAUUAUCAUAAGAUUUCAGAUAGUAUGUGGCAAGUUCAGGAGUUGAAGAGUGGUAAUAUUCCAGAUCUCUCAAACCUUACCCAUUUAUCACAUCUGCAUAUAGGUGAGAAUUCAUUCCCGGUUCAACUACCCUCUUGGUUUGAGAAUGUGUCUUCAUUGGUUUCGCUUGAUCUCAGAGAUUGUGACUUACAAGGUUCCAUCCCUUCCAAUUUCAUGGCCCGUUCAAGACUGAGCAUUCUUGUGCUUGACUAUAAUUAUGACUUAACAGGAAACCUUUCUUUCAUGCUAAGCCAUUCUUCCUCACUGGUCAUGCUAUAUCUUAGUGAAUGCAAUUUAACGGGAGUGUUCCCCACUUCUAUUGCAAAUUUCUCAAAACUUAUGACUAUGGAUCUGGCGUCCAACAAUUUCGAGGGCAGUAUACCAUCCUCUUUUUGCAGCUUAACCUCCCUUAGACAUCUGCACCUUAAUCACAACCAGUUAAGUGGUCAGAUUCCUCCGUCUCUUUGUGAGCUUCCAGAAUUAAGUAACCUUGUACUAGGCCACAACCAGUUCUCAGGAACAAUUCCAGAUUGCCUUUCAAAGUUGUCCAGUUUAGAGAUGUUGUCACUUCAUUCCAGCGGAUUAAGAGGGAACAUUUCACUUCAACUAUUUGAAAAUCUAACGCGCCUUUCACAAUUGGACCUUUCGGAAAAUCAGUUUUUCAUUGACAUUUCUACAAGCUGGGUUCCUCAGUUUGCCCACCUGGAGAUUCUUGAAUUGCGGUCUUGCAGUAUAGAAGGCAACUUCCCUGCAUUUUUGUCCCAGCAGUAUCAAUUGUCCUUGCUAGAUCUUUCAGAUAACAACAUUGUGGGAAAUCUUCCUUCGUGGCUGUGGGAUCUUCCGUACCUUGACAUGCUCAAUCUCUCAAACAACAAUCUAGAAGGUUCUCUACCUUUCAAGAUAUCUCUUACUUUUCAUACAAUCGACUUGCAUGGGAAUAGAUUAUAUGGCUCUCUUCCUGCUCUUGAUUUUGUUUCAUAUGGAUUAGAUCUGUCAAAUAAUGGGUUUAAUGGCUCUAUUCCUACAACAAUUGGGAUAAUUUACACUCUAUCAUUGUCAGGGAAUAAUUUGACUGGAGAAAUUCCAAGUUCUAUAUGUAACAAUUCAGAUUAUUACUAUUAUAGAGUUUUGGACCUGUCAAAGAACAAGUUGACAGGUAUGAUUCCUUCAAAUAUUGGGCGGUGUUCUGAAAUGAAAAUUUUAAAAUUGGCUCAAAAUGUUUUGCAAGGGGAGAUUCCGAAGGAGUUAGGAAAUCUGCAGAGUCUUCGCACAUUAAAUCUCAAUGGUAACAGGUUGCAAGGUAUUAUUCCACCAUCUAUUGCGAAUUGCACAGAUCUCCAAAUAUUUGAUCUAGGAAAUAACAAUUUUGAAGGUAGCAUUCCUGUUUGGAUUGAAAAGUUGACAGAUUUGAGAAUUCUUAGCUUGGCUUCUAAUAAAUUUGAUGGUAGAAUUCCGCCCCAGCUGUUCAGGUUGCAAUAUCUUCAAAUUCUAGAUUUACCUGAUAAUCAAUUAUCAGGAAAUAUUCCUUCAGAUGUGAGCAAGUUAUCUGCUUUGGUCAAUAAUUCACAAAGUUUCUAUUUACAAUAUUCUUCAUAUGAGUACAGUGGUUCAUCUUUGGACACAGAUUAUGGAAUUAAUUUUGCUGAUGAAGUAACAGUUUGGAUAAAAGGAAGGAUAACUCCAUAUUCUAAAAUAAUUGGACAAGACAAGUUCAUGGAUUUGUCACAUAAUAACUUGUCAGGUAAUAUUCCUUUAGAAUUGGGACUUUUGAGAGGAUUAAUUUCUCUCAACAUAUCAAAAAAUAAUCUAAGUGGAGUAAUUCCAGAAUCCUUGGGAGCCUUGACUGACUUGGAGUCUUUGGAUCUUUCAGAAAAUAAUUUUUCAAGAGAGAUUCCUAUUCAACUUUUAAAUCUCACAUUCCUUGCCGUGUUGAAUCUUUCUAACAACAUGUUGUCAGGGUUAAUACCACAAGGAAAGCAGUUUUCAACCUUCGGGGUUUCUUCUUUUCUAGGAAAUCCUAAUCUUCAUGGACCUCCCCUUGAAAACAAGACUCAGAGUCUUGGUUUUGGUAGACAAUAUGAUUACAAAGAAUUGAAUAAUACAACCACUGAAAGUGCAGAUACAAAUGUAAUGGAUCGAUGGUGGGCAGUGGGAGUGGGGUUAAGUUACGGAUUGGGGUUUGCUACUGUGAUUACAGUGUUGUGCUUCCACAUGAAAUGGAGAUACAUAUGCUUUUUCUACAUGGAUAAUUUUAUCUAUGAUCUUUUUGAAUAG